Molecule: messenger RNA, 1142 nt
Organism: Pseudonaja textilis
Lineage: Eukaryota; Metazoa; Chordata; Lepidosauria; Squamata; Elapidae
Source: RefSeq, a predicted model, not a curated record
ACCGGCUUAACCUCGCUGGCGUCCUUCGCCCGAGGCGGAACCAUUCGCUCCGCGGCCUUUACGGCCCGGCAGGACCGGUUAGAACGAUGUACCCGGAAGUGGUUCCCUCGGUACCGGAAGCCGGAAGUCACGCUUCUCUGGUUUCGGAGGAGACGCGAGGCGUAGCAGUCCCUGAGCAGGUCUCGUGGGCAGAGCCGGGCUGGGGGGCGCGGGGAGCGGCUAUUUCGGCUCCUUCAGAAGUGUGAAUGAACCAAGGAGCGAAAUCAGCACUGGAUCCACACUCCUUCAUCUGCAAAGACAUUGGCUGGUCCUGGAAACAGCCUUCAACAUUGUGGACGCAUCCUGGAAGCAAUUCAUCGCAGCCCAGAAUCUGUUUACGGUGGCUAACCGAGCAUCAUGUCCCAGGCGACCAAACGCAAACACGUGGUCAAAGAAGUGCUAGAGGACUAUGUGGUUCCUUCAGAGAGGCAGCAGAUUGUCCGGGUGCUCGGGACACCAGGAAACAACCUCCAUGAAGUGGAAACCCCGGAGGGGACACGUUUCCUGGUCAGCAUGCCCACCAAGUUCCGUAAGAACAUCUGGAUCAAGAGAGGAGAUUUCUUACUGGUUGACCCCAUUGAAGAAGGAGAGAAAGUAAAAGCAGAAAUCAGUUUUGUCCUGUACAAGGACCAUGUUCAGUACCUGAAGAAGGAAGGAUACUGGCCUGAUGCUUUCUUAGGAGACGUAAAAGGAACUCAAAGCAGUGCUAAAGAAAGUAGUAGAGAGGGGGUACAAAGCACCCCUCAGUCUUCUGGAGAAGAGGAUUCCGAAGAUGAUGACACUGACCUGUUUGUGAACACAAACCGAAUAACUUACGACUUUAUGGAGAGCGAGGAGAGCAGCGAGUCAGAAGAAGAAGAAGAAGAAAAAUAAACCACCAGAUUUACGGAGCAGAGCAAAACCAAAUCCUGGUUUAGCCGGAAGGAACGUGGCUUGUGGGUGGGGGGGUGUCUCAGCCCAAGUGUGCAUGGACAAAGUGAGAUGGUGUCCCUUUAGGGCAGGGGUCUCCCAACAUGGCAACUUUUAAGACUGGCGGACUUCCAACUCCCAGGCUGGGGGAUUCUGGGAGUUGGAAGUCCACCAGUCUUACAAGUUUGCCAUGU